Leptonychotes weddellii (Weddell seal) is the source of this 2319-nucleotide messenger RNA. The record is from RefSeq and is a predicted model, not a curated record. NCBI's taxonomy places the organism in Eukaryota, Metazoa, Chordata, Mammalia, Carnivora, Phocidae.
AUGAUUUAUGGAAGAGCUGUCCCGUCUCCUUUGUCAAACAAUGCCAUAUCACAAGCUUUGGUUCUGUUUGGUGCCCCUAAGGAAGGCAUUGAGAUUUUUCAUGAAAAUAAAAUGACAAAUACUGAAGGGGUGAAUAAAGGCAUUUACUUUAGCUAUCCAUGUCGACGUCAAAGCUGUGCUUUAGUAAACAUCCCAGCACCAUGUGUCAACAAAAUGAUUUCACACAUUGAAGAUUUGGAAUCUAAAAUACAAGAGCAUUUGAAACGGUUUGAAACUUCUCUUGAGGAAUGGAGCAGAACUUCAUCCACACAAGACCAGAAGGAAGAUUGGAGUGUUACUACACCAGUGAAAGAGGUUAAACCAGAAGAGAGAGAUGAAAAGUGUCCAGAAUUAAAGCAGGAAAUGGAAACAUUGCUAUCAGAGGCCAUUCAUCUCAUUAAAAGUCUAGAAACUGACCGUGCAGAAGCUGAAGAAGCUUUAAAACAACAAAAAUCAAGAAAGAAGAAGAUGCACUUGAAAAUUGAUUCUUGGUCAAUCUGGAGACUUCAAGAAAUCCCAUUAGCUGUGCAGAAAGAACAUGAGGCCUAUUUGAGAGAUAUUGCAGAAUUACGAUGGCAUCUUGAAGAUAAAGCUUAUCAACUAAAACAUUUUGAGGAACAAAAGGCAAAAUUAGAAGAAGCUAAUGCAAAGCUUCAAGCAGACAUAGACUACAUGAAUAAACUUGGUCCUCUAAUUAACUCAAAACAGAACCAAGAACUUGAAGCUCUGAAAGAAUUUUAUACAAAAAAAUUUGAGGUAAUGGAGUUAUACAAACAAAUUCAUGAAGAACUUGAAGAAGCUAUAGAAGAUGUUGAAAAUGCCAAAUUGAAUGCUAAACAAAUUAGACAAGACAUAGAGCAAGACAUUCAUAGUGAUGAAACAAGCAUAGAAGCCUACAAGAGAGAGAGAGAGAAACUUGACAAUCUAUAUAGUCACUACUCUAUAGCAAUAGAAAAUGUUAAUGUUAGUAUUGAGGAGAAUGAAGAAGCAGUGAGUGAAGCAUUGAAGGAAACAAAGACAUCAACAGAGGAAUUAUCUGCUUUAUCAAAAACGAUUCUUAUUAGCUCUUCAAAUGGAAAUGAAAAUAUAAAGAAAAAAGCAGAGUUUGAGUCUGAAAUCCAAUCUUUGAUGAAACUAAGGUCAAAAAAUGAUGAAUUUCUUAAACAAUUAUACAGGGAAGCUUAUCAGCUUGGUGCUGUUUUCCACCUAACCAAAUUUAAAACAGAGGAAUUAGAAGAGAAAAUAGCAGAAGUGAGAAGAAAAUUCAAGGGUAGAGAAGAAUUCUUGAAAAAACUCACACGAGGUGAAGUGGCUAAUGGAAUGAUGAUUCAGAAAAGACUGUAUACCAUUCACGAAGAACAGAUACUUGAGAGGCGGGAACUUUUGGAAAAGAAAGCAAUGUGUGCCCUGGCGCUGGCAGAGCUAGAGGCAUCUCUGCUUGAACUAGAAGAAGACGCUAUAAGAAUCAGAACUAUCCACAAAGAACAUUCUGAUAUAUUAAAUGAUAUAACUGAGAGGAGAGACGAUGUUAAAAGAAAUGUGGAAAGAACUAAGCAAAAAUUACGAAGAAGGGGGAAGAAAACCCGUGAGGCAAUAACAGAAACUGAAGAAAAAUGCUCAAUAACUUUUAGAGAAAUAGAGAACACUAAAAGUAAAACAAUUAUUUAUCAUGCAAAAAUAAAUCAGUUGAAUAAGAACUUAAAAGAAAAAGAGAAAGAAAAUAUUACUUUUGCUCAGACACUUGGGAAUUUAAAAAAUGAAUUUUUAACCAUGAGAUAUAAAAGGGAGCAUGCACAAGCUGUAUUUGAUCAUCUCGUAAGUGAGAAAAAAAUCUAUGAAGAGAGACUCUAUGAGGAAGAACAGAGAUAUCGAACACUCAUUACCAUGAGGCAAAAAACUCUGGCAGAUAUUAAAAAAAUACAAGAUGAUUCUCUAGAAGAAAAUCUACGUUUAGCUCAAGAAUAUCAAAAAUUACAGACUAUUUUCUUAACAGAAAAGGACAAUUAUUUCAAUCUAUAUGAUAGACAGUUAUCACUUGAUGCUUCAAUUCGAGAUAAGAAACAGCUCUGUCAGCUGCAAAGAAGGAUACACAAGGUGUGGCAGAAGCACUUCAAACUGGUGGUCCUCUACAGCCAGAUGAGGCUGGCCAAGUUCCAGACAGACUCUCAGGAGAGUAUUCAGAAAAUAUUAGCUGUGCAGGAGGAAUCUUCAAAUUUAAUGCAACACAUCUUAGAUUUCUUCCAGACUUUGACAGAUGGCUCAUGUAAAAACGAUGGUUAA